UUUAAGGUUAAAUGCUAAUGUAUCAUGACUUAUUAUAGGUUUAAUUGUUUUGAGGUAAAUGUUGACUGCAUGGUGUGAUGUUGGAUAAUUGUUUUAGAUUGUACAGUCAAAGCAAGGUACCAAUCUGUGAACUCUUCAGGUGAAAGGAAGGUUAAUUGAGGAUUCAGCCAGGUUGGCAGCCUGGCAUCAUAUCAGUCUGCUGUCAUCUCUAUGAAGACCAAAUUAAUCAACUUGCAUGUUCUGUUUUGUUGUUUUGUUUUGUUUUUUUUCCCUGUUCAUAUCUGAGGAAAACAAACGGUCCAGUUCUCUGUGCAACGCCAACAAUAAAACCACUCAGAACACCAGGGGGUGGAAAGGUUGUUGGCUGCUACUACAAGAUGGAUUUUAUUGAGCCCAGACUGGAUAUUCACAAGCUAUCCAGUAGGGAUGAACAGAUUACCAAGGCCAGUACUGAGCAUCAUGAACAGAUCAGUGUUUUUGUGCCCAAUUCCAGAUUUUUUUUUUUUUAAUCUCUCUGUAUCCACCACUCUUCUGCCCCACAACACCACCUGAUUGGUUAUAUGUCAAAAGGCAAAUAAAAUGACAGCGCUCCCUUCAAACUGUUUAUUGCCCCACAGACACUUGGGGCAAAACAUGCUUCUUCAGCACGUUCUGGCAAAUUCAGCAUUGGAAGAAGGAAACGUCCAUUUUUAUUUUUUUUUUUUAUUUAUUUAUUUUUUUUUUUUCAAACCUCUUCCCAAUGAGGAUUCAGCAACCUGCAUGCAUAGUUGUUUCAUCAGUCAAGCGUGUUGUGCUUCAUUAUGUCAAAGGCAAAUAGCCAAUCAACACUGAAUAAUCUGAAUAUGCACAGUUGACAAAAUAAAUACAGCAUCAGAGUGCAAGUAUAAAGUAGCAGAAAGAAAAGCUUCAAAAUUGUAUUUUAUGCACAGCACUUGAGAAAAUUGUGCAAAGUUUCAUUCCACUAGUUAUUCUACAUUUGAUGUAUGUGUAUCAGUUCUGAAUAUUCAUUAUCAGUCCCCUUGAUUACUAAUAAUCAGUAUCGGCUCUGAAAAAUAAAAACUUCAGUCAAUCCAGAGUGGUGGAAACAGGCACCAUCUUCAAGUGACACAUAUUAAUGCAACAUUACUUAUAAUCCUGUAUAAUGGAGCCGUCCUUAUUCUGCAUAAUCAGUACAUUUCCUUUAUGUUGACACAUGAAGGAUUCACUCCUGUCAUGCAGUGUUUCUUCACUGCUGUCUGAGCACUUCUUCCUCAGGCUGUGGAGACAUCAGGAGAGAAGUGUUACUUCCUGCUUUUGAAGUCCAUCAGUGGUCACAUGUGAAGGAUUCCCGUCACUGGUUUUGCCUGAGAUUAGAGUGAACUUUGUCUCAUUUCCUCUUGUAAAGGAAAGGAAGAGUCUCGACUUGUCUCUGUGGCUCAGUUGCUUUAAAACUGAAAGUAACGAGCCGUGUGUUGCUGGUUUGCCUUUUUAAACAUCUAACAGGGAGUGAAGCGGUUAACGAGUCGGCACCGUGGGAGAGUCAUCGUGCGGCGGGUGCGUGAGGCGGUGUGCGCUCCGGACACAGGACAGGGAAUGAGUCCAGAGGAGUGCAGGGGAAACCGUUCCCAGUUGAUAAUCUGACACUGGUAUCUGCGGGGUGUUGUCUAAAUAAAGGGGAAGUAGCCGAGCAGAAUGUAUGAGAGCAGAUCGGAUGAUGUUGGAUCCGAACCAGCUGUCAGCGAUACCGACGCCCACGGCAGCGGGACGUCCAGACAGGGCACCGUUGUGGAGCGACUCUCCAGAUAUGGCAUGCAGGUCGUGCCCACUGCGCUCCAGCGUAGGUCGCGGCUGCAGAGGCAGCUGGAGGUCAGUGACAGCUCCGGGCUCCAGAGAGAGGCUCCGGAGAGGAGCUCCCUCACACCUGCUAUGCGUAAAAAGUACCUGAAGGAGCUGCUUCUGAGCGACCCGUCGCACAGCGGCUUCAGCAGCGUGCUGUCCUCUCACACACACAGCGUGUCCUCGGAGCAGGACGCGGGCUGGGCGCUGUACCCCAUGGAGCACGCCUGGAUGUUGUCAGCGGUGGAGGGAAGCUACGAGACCCUGCUGGAGUUCAUCUCCGUGGACCCGAACCUGCUCACCAGGAAGGAUUUCAUCAGCGGGUACUCGGUCCUGCACUGGCUGGCCAAGAGGGGCCGGGACGAGACUCUGCUCAAAGUUCUGCGCUAUGCGGAAAGUGCGGGGAUCCCGGUGAACGUGAACGUGCGGGGCAGCGGCGGGCUCACCCCGCUGCACGUCGCCAGCAUGCACCGGCAGUACAUGGUCAUCAAGCUGCUGGUCGGAGCCUUCGGGGCCAACACCGAUGCCAUGGACUACAACGGGAGGCGGCCGUGGCAGUAUCUGCAGGGAGACGCCCCGCUGGAGAUGAAGGAGCUGCUGGGGACGUGGGACGACGAGCACAGCUGCGGCUGUGCGCGAAACGUCAACAGGAACGCGAACAACAACAGCAGCGCAGAGGCCGAGAGCGCACCUGGAGACGAGCUGGACGGAGCAGAGACAGGUGAGGUGAGCUCCUUCGGCCGGACUAAGAGGGCCGGCAGCUGGAGGUUCAGCUCUUUGAGGAAGAUGCUGCCGACGUUUCCACUUCUUGGACACAAAAGCUGAAAGAUCCCUUCAGAACUCACACUGAGGUCAACAUGUUAGUGAGAGAAUAAUUCUGCUUUUUCCAGUUUUAUUGUCCACAUGAAGCUCAGUUUUAUUCCAGAGCACGGCAGCCCACUUUGCUCUUAUUUAAAGGAAAAGUUCACCCAACUAUGAAAAUGCAGUCAUCAUCCAGUCCAGUGCUCUGACAGACCAGAACCCGGAGCUCUCCAGAACUGAUUUGUGGACUAUGAAACCUUCACCAGACUUUCCAUCAGCACCGGAGAUGAUACGAUGAUGACUGGAGUUUCAUCUGUGGGUGAACUUCUUGACAACAUGUUGAUUUAUAAUGGAAACAGACCAAAAUUCUCAGAGUAUUUGCAGUUUGUUUUGUUUUUUUAACAUAAAGGUGCAAUUCAGAAACUCUGAAAUGUUAAUUACAAUAUGACAAGGAAACAUAUACAAACUCUAUUUAUUAUUCCUAUAACUGAAUAAACAAGUUGUUCUUAGAGGAAAUUAAGGUCCCAGGACACUGAAACAGGUAAAACAGUAUAAAUUGUGUUUUUCUUGAGGCUUAGUUUGUUUGUUCAGUUUAUUCAGUCAUUAAAAGCAAAGACAGUUUGAUUAUUUGGGUUUUACAGCGUAAAAUAAAAUCCUGCAAUGAAAAUUUCUCUCUUCUGGCUAAAAUGUCUUCCCAAAAACUACAUCCUGCACCUUUACGUUAAAGGCAGAAAUCAUUCAUAAAGCUGGGCAUUAACUGAUAAUCAGAGGGAGAUGGUAAACAAUAUAUUUGCCUUACUUGAUACUUGACACUUUCAUUGUAAAAUCCUCAAGGCCGAAUGAUACCAGAAGGGAAAGUGCUGAUGACUCACGUCCACACUGAGGCCGUAUGAAGGGUCACCAUGAAUCUAAAUCAGGCCCAAAGGUUUGGAGCGACUGCGCCGUCUCACCAGGAUCACACUGUCCUGAUGGAGUGAAUACAAGUACUGUCACUUGAAUAAAUCCUUUAUUUUACAUCAGCUUUACUGUAAUAAUAAACAUGUACGCACAUGACUAAUCUGUAAACGUUUGUUGCUGCUGACCCACUUCCUGAGUGAGAAUAUUUCUACUUUGUAUGUAAAUCGUUCUUUUAAGUGUUUUUUUUUUUAAGUUUAUUUUCUAAAGGAGCAUUUAACUUGCAGACACUAGAGGCACCACCUCUGUGCAGCUGCUGUUCCUGAGCUUUAACCUUUAUUACCGGCCAGAAAAUCUUUUUGCAGAACGUUAUGUCAUUGUGAAGCUGACCUGUGAUCUUUUAAAUAUAAAAUGUUCCCACGUCAUCUUUGUGUAAAAUGUAGUUAUCAUGUAAAUUGUUUACAGAUACCCUGACUGUGUUUCAAGCAGUCACAGUGAUGCGCUCUGAUGAGGUCAGCCUCCAGUCCAAGCGGAUAUUUGUGCCAAAUUUUAGGCGUUCUUCAGAUAUUGCGUUGAGAAUGAGAACAACAACCUGAAACAUUCGUGCAGCUCACAGCCACUGAUGUCGAGGAGGCAUAAUGAAUGAGAUGAAGAUUAAAAGUGAUAAUCAAAAAAGGGAAAAGCCAGAAGAAAUCUUUGCUUUCCUUCCAAAAACUACUUUCCAAUCAGCUCAUAACUGAGGCUGUAAAUUGUACUUAAGAGUCAAAAGAACACACUGCUGCAUUUUAAAAAGGGUCUCAUGAACACACACGUCUGUAUGAUGAACUUUCUGUAAACAUUUUUUGCUGCUGACCCACUUCUGCUUGUGUCAACAGCUGAAACAUUAGCCACUGCUGACACGACAAACUUUUCCAAGGUUUUUGCACUUUGAGUCAAUAUUUCUUAGGUUUGUCUCACUGCUGGUUUUUGCCUUCUUGAAUAGCACUGCUGUCUCUGGCACAAGCAACAAAACCAAACUCAAAUCCUUGAAAAACUAGAAAUAACCAUAAUCUUUCAUGAAGUGUUUGCCGUGCGGUCAAGAGAUGGAAACCUCCCCCCCACCUCCCUCCGGAGCAGAGUCAGCGCUGCCCCGCCCCUUCAGAAAACACUGCGCCUGUAAAUGGAUAUCACUCCGCUAUACUUUGUGGGAAAAUAAAAAUGCCACACGGCUUCACUUCAAGUUUGAUCACAGAUCUUUUAUUGUCAAACAUGAGCAUAACCAGAGUAUCUGUACAAAACGACUGCUGCUCCAGAUAACAUGGCUCCCUCCCCGCGGUCGGGCCCAGCAGCUGGACUUCCUGGCAGAUGUUGUGAUGGAGGGACGCUGGGAUCCACAGAUCCUCACGUUUACAGGCCAAGCUUA
Molecule: messenger RNA, 4912 nt
Organism: Acanthopagrus latus (yellowfin seabream)
Lineage: Eukaryota; Metazoa; Chordata; Actinopteri; Spariformes; Sparidae
Gene: sowahd
Product: sosondowah ankyrin repeat domain family d
Exons: 2
Coding region: 1672-2640 (322 amino acids)
Molecular function (GO): protein binding
Source: RefSeq, a predicted model, not a curated record